Molecule: messenger RNA, 1011 nt
Organism: Miscanthus lutarioriparius
Lineage: Eukaryota; Viridiplantae; Streptophyta; Magnoliopsida; Poales; Poaceae
Source: the annotation of a GenBank genome assembly
AUGGUCGUAGAGCACUUUUUACACAGGGAGUACCUUGUCUUCGACCCCACAUUGUCACUGCAUUAUGAGGUAUUCAUGAUCCCUGAGAUCCGACGACCCAAUGUGAGGUAUAACAUGUUGAACUCAAAUGACAAGUUAGACCCUGCAAUAGAGGAAUUAGAAUGGCCACCGUCGCCUUGCAUCCUGCAUGUGUUCUCAUCAAGGACAAAGGUGUGGGAGGAGAGGUCGUUUGUUCAAGAAGGGGAGGCUGCAGGGAAUGUUGCUGACAUGCGGUUGGAUCACCCAUAUGUUCCAGACACUUCUGUCUAUUGGCGGGGAGUACUUUAUGUAUAUUGCCAAAACAAGUUUGUUAUGAGAAUAUCAUUAUCCAAUGGGAAAUAUCAAGUAAUCAAGCCACCUUUAGAUUGUGAGGGGAUGGCAUACACAAAUCUUUAUUUGGGAAAAUCAGUGAAAGGGGUGUUCUGUGCUGUGCAUCACUUGGCAUCCCGUUUUUCGAUCUAUAUUCUUGAUGAAUCGAGUGGCAAAAUGGAGUGGGUAUUCAAGGAUUCGUGUAGUAUUCAGCCAUGUCAAAUAAUUGACGGGCCUGGACCCUGGACUUUACAAGAUAUUAACAAUCAGGAGCAGGGAUUUGAGUAUGAAGAUGGUAACAAUGAGGCAGUGGUAGAGGACAGGUUUGAAUGGGACUUAGACAAUGAUAAUGUUAUUGAGACCAACAGCAGGGGCAAGUAUAACUCUGGUGGUUAUAUUAAUUUUCUUGUUGACACCAAAAGGAGGGGCAGAUAUAACUCUGGUGGUUAUAUUGAUUUUCUUGGAUUUCACCCUUACAAGGAGGUUAUCUUCUUGAGUGAUACGUUGAGAAGAGGAUUGGCCUACCACUUAAAUAGCUCAAAGAUUCAAGACUUGGGCAACCUCCGUCCAACAAAUUAUGGAACAGAGGUGGGCAUUCAGCCAUUUAUACAAGAGUCUUUUCCAUACACACCUUGGAUGGGAUGGUUUCCAGAAGACAAUUAA